Molecule: messenger RNA, 1437 nt
Organism: Wallemia ichthyophaga EXF-994
Lineage: Eukaryota; Fungi; Basidiomycota; Wallemiomycetes; Wallemiales; Wallemiaceae
Product: Lysophospholipid acyltransferase
Exons: 1
Coding region: 1-1437 (478 amino acids)
Biological process (GO): lipid modification; glycerophospholipid biosynthetic process
Cellular component (GO): endoplasmic reticulum; membrane
Molecular function (GO): 1-acylglycerophosphocholine O-acyltransferase activity; 1-acylglycerol-3-phosphate O-acyltransferase activity
Source: RefSeq, a predicted model, not a curated record
AUGCCGUGGAUCGUUAUGGCUUUUGCCAUGUCACACCUCCUAUGUUUCCACCUACGACGCCUAAUCCACACUACUCCCUCAACCUCGGUCGAAAUCAGCGGUAGUCUGAUGGUUCUCAUCCAGCGUACAACCACCUACGCCUGGAAUGUCCAUGAUGGCUGCUGUACCGAUGCCGAAUUGCAGGAAUUGCAGGAUCACCAGAAAGACAACCGCGUCACCCACAAACCCUCCCUCCUCGCUUUCCUCGCUUACACUCUCUACUUUCCCGCCAUCCUCGUCGGUCCUGCGUUCCCAUACGACGCGUAUGCCAGUUUAGUGGAUGAUAGUCUAUUUGAGACACCGCGCCCGCGCAAGCUCAAACUCAAAGGACGCAGACGGGCUGGAUAUCGUAGAAUGGUAUUUGGGUUAUUUUUUUUGGCCAUCUACGCGGUGUGGGGGGGAUCCGCUGAUAUGUCCCGCCUCAUUGACCCUGCCUGGCAGCGCAACCACACCAUUCUGCGCCGCAUCCUCUUCGUGCAGAAAGCAGGCGUCAUUACUCGGUUUAAGUACUACGCAGUCUGGUCCAUCUCUGAGGGCGCGUGCAUCAUCUCGGGUCUCGGCUUCAAUGGCUACAACGCCGCUAAUGGGCGCACGCGCUGGGAUCGGGUGCGCAAUAUCGACGUGCUCAGCGUAGAGCUGGCGCAGAACAUUAAGGAGCUACUAGACGCGUGGAAUAUGAACACUAACAUUUGGCUCAAGACUUGCGUAUAUCUUCGCAUCACUAGUCGUGGUGAAAAACCUGGUUUCGCGUCCACCCUCUUCACCUUCCUCACGAGCGCUUUCUGGCACGGCCUGCCUUUGGGUUACUAUCUUACAUUCGUCUUCGGUGGGUUCCUCCAAGCUCUGGGGAAGAUGGUGCGCAGGAAUGUGAGACCGUUUUUCAUCGCUACUGAUAAACAAGGUGAACAAAUUGAACAAGGCAAACACCUCAAAUACCUCUAUGAUGUACUCUCCAUCAUUACCACACAGACGCUCAUCAACUUUGCCGUUAUCCCCUUCCUGCUUCUUGAUUGGAGAGAUAGUGUACGAGGAUGGAAUAGCGUGUGCUGGUAUGGCGUAGUGGUGGUCGCGUGUGCUUUCGCCUAUUUCAAAGGUUUCGGUGGCGUAGGGAGGUUACAGAGCAGACUACAGAAGCAGCAACGCGAUGAUACGCUCAACGACCUCCUCUUCGACGCCACCCCUACAUCUGAGUUGAGAGAUAGGGUGGGGCUGGACGAGGAGCUGUUGACAAGAGACGUUGACGAAAUGAUUCAGAAACUACUCUCUAAUGGCUCACUCGCCAGUCGCGAAGCUGCGGAUCAGAUUAAGGAUAUGAGCAGCGACGGGAAGGCUAUAACAAAGGCAGCGGUUAAAGACGCUGUUGAGGGAAAUAGAAGUGGGAGUGGGAGUGAAAUUUAA